GUACUGUUUUGAUGUUACACCAACAUGUCCACGCGAGUAUGACAGUUGUGGAUCAGUGACCGCUGGGAUGGAAAUUUGUCAUUCAUGCAAUUUAAACGUCCGUGCCGCCGUAGAUGUAGCACCACAUUAAAAUAGAGGGUUUGGGGACAUUUUAAUCAAAAUCAUGGCUCGCGUUGUCAAAGUGUUUCGGACUCUGCGGAAUCACUGGAAGAAGUCCACGUUUGCUGUGUGCGUCCUGUCUUACGGGGGCCACUGGUUGUAUGGUAAACACUGUGACAAUGUUCUGCGGAGAGAGGCUUGUCUGGUGGCCAGGGAAUUUGGGCGUCAGCAGAUAGCCCCACAUGAACGCCUGAGGAAAGCAACAGUGAUCUUGAAUCCUGCAGCUUGCAGUGGGAAAGCCAACAACCUGUUUGAAAAGAAUGCUGCUCCUAUUUUACACCUGGCAGGUGUGGAGAUAACAAUAGUAAAGACAGAUUAUGAAGGCCAGGCGAAAAAACUAAUGGAGCUCAUGGAGCAGACAGACAUGCUGAUUGUGGCUGGAGGGGACGGCACCUUGCAGGAAGUCAUCACAGGCUUACUGCGAAGGCCAGAUCAGGGUACACUCAGUAACACGCCAAUUGGAUUCAUUCCACUCGGCUCCCACAAUUCCCUGAGUCCAAGUCUUCACCUCCUCAGUGACAACAAGGUCAAAGACAUUACAUCAGCAACUCUGUCCAUUCUGAAGGGAGAAACUGUACCCCUGGAUGUGCUACAAAUCAAAGGGGAGACCGAGCAGCCAGUCUUCGCCCUGAUGGGACUACGUUGGGGUGCAUUUAGAGAUGUGGCUGCAACAAUCAGCAAAUAUUGGUACCUUGGACCGCUGAAGACAAAAGCAGCACAUUGGUUUAGUACUCUUCGGGAGUGGCCCCUGGUCAGGGAAGUCUCAGUGUCCUACUCGGCUCCCAGCCUUCGACCCCCUGACCUGCCUGCUCACAAGCCUCCCAGACCCAACCUGCUCCACCGCAUCGCCCGCAGACUGAAAAACUACUGGAACCCUCCUGUUGAAGAGCCUCCAAAGGUGGAGGAGCCAGAGGAGUGGAAGGAGCAGAAGCUUUCAACAUUAGAGCUGUUUAUUCAAACGCACAACAAAAACCCAGUGAAAAGGCGCACAAAUGACUCCCUGAUGAUCUGUGCAGAACCAGACAACUUUACCGUGGGCGAGUUCAUCACUGUUGGAAAUAAAAAAGAAGAGGACCCCACUGUAUUCACUAAAAACUCAACGAAACUGGAAGCCAGUGCUUGCCGACUGCAGCUGCCAGAGGGCACCGGCGGCUUCUACAACAUUGACAACGAGGAGUAUGAGGCCAUGCCUGUGGAGGUAAGGUUGUUGCCACGGAAACUACGCUUCUACAUCAGUGCAGAGCGCCGAGAGCAGCUCCUCUCACAGAUGCAGUGAUGAAAAAAAAGAACAUUAAACCAGGAAGAAGACAAAAACUGAGAAAUACAAAAGCAAUGAAACAGACACCAUGAAACUCUGUCAUUAUGAAAACGGAUAUCUGCCUCGCCAGCAGUUUUAAAUGAUCAGGAAGUACUAUUGGUUUGAACAGUCUGUUUUAUUACAUGUAAACAAACAAUAAACUAUUCAGUUGAAGUUGUUAAGUUACUACAAUUAUGAGGAUUACAUUACAUGUCGAUUUAUAUGAAAGGACCAAGGCUUUGUUUCUUUAAGCCAGUAGCCCACGUACAGGUUGUCUUACAAAAGGACUUUGUUUAGUGAAUGGUUUCCUGUUGCCAUCACAUUUGAACUUGAUCAAUAAAAAUAAUCUCUGUCCAGUU
Molecule: messenger RNA, 1815 nt
Organism: Micropterus salmoides (largemouth bass)
Lineage: Eukaryota; Metazoa; Chordata; Actinopteri; Centrarchiformes; Centrarchidae
Gene: agk
Product: acylglycerol kinase
Biological process (GO): ceramide biosynthetic process; protein insertion into mitochondrial inner membrane
Cellular component (GO): TIM22 mitochondrial import inner membrane insertion complex; mitochondrion
Molecular function (GO): ceramide kinase activity; acylglycerol kinase activity; ATP-dependent diacylglycerol kinase activity
Source: RefSeq, a predicted model, not a curated record